AUUGUCAAUAGCUGUGUUGAUCCUGAAUACGAGGAGACAUUUCAAUUUGACGUAUCUGUAGACGAUCUCUCACAUAGGUAUUGUAUUAGUCAAUUACAUGUAUAUACUUAUAAAAAUUAUAAAUAUACAAAAAUGACAAAUGUCAAAGAUCUAGAUGUGGUAGACAGGCCAAGUCCAUUAUUAAGACGAAACAAAAGUUAGUUAUUUAUCAUGAAAAUUUACUUAAACCUUGCCAUCAUGCGAUGGAGAAGUACACCGUUUAAAUCUACGAUACCUGCUGUGCUCUUUGUUGUAAGGGACUGGUCAAUAAUUAGAGGGGGAGUUGGUGUAAAAAUAGGGAAGGUCACCAAUUUCCAAGCAAAGGAAAAGGAGGGAGCAGAUGCUUUAUGGAAGCAAUAAAUAAGUAAUUACCUAUUUUGAAAAAAAAACCCAUCUCAGAACGUGUGCCUUUCAUGUAUUUUACAUGUUUUGAGAUGUAUUUUUCAUCUUUUGAGAUGCCAUGUCAUACAUACAUCGGCGGGAGAACUUAAUGUAAAUGAGCAAAGAAUUCUGAGAAUUCUAGAAUUUCUAGAACAGAGAUUUUAGAAUUGGAAAUUUUCUGGUGUGAGCAUGGCGCUCUUGGGGGCUUGUUUAGAUCUUCCGUCAUCUAUGCUAACAGUACAAAUAUAACAUGUAGACAUAAUUCAAGUUGAAUAUACAAUAUACUGGAAACAACUGGAUAGCAUUAGAUGUGUUCCAAAGAUUUGAAUACCAAAAAUAAUAGGAAUGGUUGAUACUGUAUCCAAACGGUAUCAAUUAUAAAGACAACAAUAUGUGUUUAUAUCGCGGCUUCAAAUGUGAACAAAACCUACAUACAAUAAACUUCCAAUAAACUUCCCAGUAGGUGUUGUGGUAGGAGGGGAGAGGGACAGCCCAAAAUCUGCCCCACUUUUGAGAGGGUCAAUGAAAAAUGAACAUUGCAUAUUUCAUUUGCACUAGCCCCCCGUCCCCCCCCCCCCUCCCCUCAUCCCCCUCUAAUUAAUGAGCGGUCCCUUAAAGUUUCAUAUUUGUUUGUAGAACAAUUAUUAUGCACAUCUACCGCGUCACUGAUGGCGAUGAAAAACAUAUUGGGAAUGUUAAUUUUAAUCUUAAAAGAUACAGUUCGGGUCAACGUUCAAGAAAUUGGUAUCGAGUAGUGGAUAUGGUAUACUAGUGUUGUUUUGUUGUAUUGUAUUAAUUUUUACGCACAUUUUAUCGAAUGAUUGGAAAUGUAAUCGAGCCAAAUAUUGUACAUGUUUUAGAUGUAUUUUUCAAGCCAUGAAAGGGAUGAAGCGAGAGAAUGCAACGAGCACAAACGCGGCGGAACGGGUGGAGGCUAGGGGACAAAGAUCGUCCCCGUCCCCCAAGGAAUAGAAUUGAGGGGGCUAAGUCCCCAGAUUAUUCGACAUCUAGAAUGCAAAAUUAACAAAACGACCUCGUCCCCCAGAACGCAGGAAAUUUGGGAAACGCGAGAUUCCAACAUUUGCCCGGGGAGCAUGUCCCCCUGAGCCCCUAGAGUUUGUCUGGCCCUCCCCCAACGAAACCAGUCUUCCAUUAUCUAUCGACGAACAAGUAAGAUUUUUUUAACCUGAAGCGAAGUUUGCAUUAGGACCUCUUGCUUUAUACUGUACGUAUCUUUAUUACUGAUUUUGCAAAAAUAAAAGCAAGCUAAAAAAAGUGCAAAUAGGUUGCCAUAUUUUGUUUGCAGCACAUCGUUUAUAUGUAUAUAGGGUAUAAUAUACCCACAUACUGAAAUAUGUUUUCAGAGCUUGCAGUUUUACUUUCGCGGAGCAUACCACAAAUGACUUAUAGCACAGCAUGGGUUUUCAGCCAUUCAAGGCCUUUUAGGGCCAUUGAACGGCCCUCAAAACUCGCUCUUGAAUUGAGUUUUGAGAUUCGGUCAGCUCAUCAAAAGUUUCAGUGCAGUAAAAAUGAAGUUGUUUGAGUUGUUUGUGAUGUGAAAAUAAUUUUCUCCAUCGGAAACCAAACAAAGUAAGAAAAAACCCGAACAUAUGUACCGCCUGCAAAUCGUUUCACAACGCAAGAAAAACCAUGCUUAACUCAAUUGUACUAAAUAUUAACUCCAAAAUCACAGCAAUUUGGGGCUGUUUCUGAAACUUCACUUCUCUACGGCUCUAUCCCCUCCCCUAGGGGGAAAGCUACGCCAGACCCGCAGCUUUUUGGUAAGCUUACUGUAAGUGGGAGCUUUACUUCCAGAUUUGGUCGAUUGAAGAGUAAAACGUUGGAAAACAUCACUCUUAGGUGCCUAACUUGAUUUUCGAACCUAUGUGAACUGCCCCCCGAAUACUUAUCAUUACCGUUUUGAUGAAAAUGAACCAUUUUUGGCACAGGUCUAGAUUUAGGCAUGUAACUUUCUAACCGUAUAAAUAUAUUCUCUCAGCAUCCAGCUGGAGUUCGGCAGAUUCUAAAAAUAUAUAGGUUCUGUGUAAACGAUUUGAAAACCUGCUAAAUAGUGAUGGUCCAAAUUUUGUGAAUUUUCAUGAUCAACUAUAGCGUGAAGCUCCCCCUUAAUCUUCUCUGCAAAAAUGGAUCCAGCAAAAAAUCCUGGAAAAAACGUUGCAGUGUUUCGUAAACGAAUACAAACGAGUAGUAUAGCUUGUUUAUCUUUGUAGAGAAAUACAGCGCGAGAACGAACACGACUUGGAGAGAGCGUUGUUGCUCAAGAGUUUCGUGAGGCGAUGUUUGCUCACACAUUAUACCAUUGUCCUUCGUUCAUGUUUCAGGAUGAUAAAACCGGGAAAAGG
Messenger RNA from Paramuricea clavata, 2783 nucleotides. Lineage: Eukaryota; Metazoa; Cnidaria; Anthozoa; Malacalcyonacea; Plexauridae. The record is from the annotation of a GenBank genome assembly.